AUGAAUGAAAUUCGAGGGAAAAUGAUUCCAAUUCCUUCGAAUUCAUGUGUUUGGUUAGAUUUAGAGGAGGGAAAAGGAUUUCUAAAUGAAAUAAACUUUCCACCAUAUGGAGGAAAGUGGAAGAUUACAAAAAUACCCCUUGACUUAUCAGAAAACCCCCCACCACUAUCACCGAUCACCACCACCGUUGCUACCAUCGCCAUCACCACCAUCACCACCACCGUUGCCGCCCACCGACCACCACCACCACCACCGUUGCCGCCACAACCACUACCACCGCCGUUGUUUCCACCACCGCCGCCACUGCCACGGACCACCACUACCAUCGCCAUGACCACCAGUCACCACCACCGUCGCCGCCACCACCACCCACCAUCACCACCGCCGCCACCCACAGCCACUUCCUGCGAUGUCACCACCAUUACCAUCAUCGUCGUUACCACCGUCGCCGCCUCCUCCAACCAACACCACCACCACCCAGCCACCACCACCGUUACCAUUGUCGCUACCACCACCACUACCAAUGCCAUCACCCACCAUCACUGCCGCCACUACCACCACUAA
Lactuca sativa (garden lettuce) is the source of this 564-nucleotide messenger RNA. The record is from RefSeq and is a predicted model, not a curated record. NCBI's taxonomy places the organism in Eukaryota, Viridiplantae, Streptophyta, Magnoliopsida, Asterales, Asteraceae.